Morchella sextelata is the source of this 2826-nucleotide messenger RNA. RefSeq lists its product as uncharacterized. The record is from RefSeq and is a predicted model, not a curated record. Gene Ontology annotation, molecular function: protein binding. Lineage: Eukaryota; Fungi; Ascomycota; Pezizomycetes; Pezizales; Morchellaceae. The coding region runs from base 1 to 2826 and encodes 941 amino acids. The transcript has 3 exons.
AUGGAAGGGCUAGGCAUUGCGGCAAGCCUCAUCGGUGUUAUUCAACUUACUGGAAAGGUCUCUUCUCUGGGUUACGGUUAUAUUAGCAAAGUUGGUCAAGCGCAGCAAGACAUCGAAAAUUUCCUCAAAGAGCUUACUUCUCUUGAGAAGUUCCUUGAACUUAUUGACAGUUAUGUCAAAGCAGGCUCAGCAACAUCUGAUGCACUACAGGCAUUAGACGAACCGCUUCGCACAUAUCAUUUCCUAUCUCAGGCACAGCAGAAAGGCUAUGGAGUAGCUUAUUUCUAUUUCAACUACAAAGAAAAGGCGCAGCAAAGUCCUGAUGUCGUCAUCGCUAGUCUUUUAAAACAACUUGCUAGCCAGUUGGUACAUUUGCCCGAAAGAAUUUCAGAACUAUACAAGCUAGAAAAGGAAAAUAAACGUCCCACUUUAGACCAACUAGUCGAAGUCCUUCUUGCAACUUUCAAGUUGUUUGGUCAAGUGUUUAUAGUCUUCGACGCCCUGGACGAGUGUGACGAAGAUUCCCAGCGGGGGAAGCUCCUUCCAUUGUUUCAUGAGAUGGCGGGUGCGGGGGCCGGCUUAUUCAUCACUAGUCGUCAUCACCCAGAGGACAUUCAAGAAUCGUUCAAAGAGGUGGCCAAGAUUGAACUUUCGGCAAAAAGUGACGAUAUAAAAAGUUAUAUAGAAGAGAGGAUUGAGAAGAAUGCAAAGGCGAAACGACUGGUUCAUGAUGGAAAAUUUGGGAAUCGUAUAGUCUCGCAGCUGACCAAAUGCGCCAAUGGGAUGUUCUUGGCAGUGCGGUUCCAUCUUGACUACCUUUGCCAACAGACCACAGUCAAGCAGGUUUUCACCGCACUCGAGACCUUGAAGGAUCAUAUUGUUGGGGAGAACUUACUAGACCCUACUUAUGAUCGAGUCAAGGAAGCUAUUGUAAAUCAGCCGAAGAAUUGUGCAAGAUUAGCAAUUCGCAUUCUUUCGUGGCUUGUACAUACAAAGCGGAUACUUACCAUUAAGGAGAUCCAGAUUGCUGUCUCUAUUGAGCCUGGGCGAUACGAACUAGAUGAUUCAGACCUACCAGACAUCAAAACACUUCUCGACGUGUGUUUUGGCCUGGUAAGCAUCGAUGAGAAUAGCGGCACCAUCAGGCUAUCCCACCUCACAGUUCACGAUUAUCUCAUGAGAGAUCCCGUCAUACUAAAAGACGCAAUCCUUAAUGUGGCUAUUACUUGCACAACGUACAACUCUUUUAGUAUUUUUGCCGAGUUGGUGCCGCGUGAAUUUAUAAAUAGGGUGGAUCUAUGGGAGGCUCGGCUUGAAUUGUAUCCCUUCCUAGAAUAUAGCGCACUCUUCAUGUCUUCGCACCUUAAAUCUUGCGAAGAGGAGUCAACACAAGAUGUUGUUCUUGCAUUUCUCAACCGUUCGGGAAGCCUUAAUUUUUGGGUUCUCGCUCUUUACUAUUUCAAAGAAAAGAGACUAAGUCACUACCGGCACUAUCCUAUUUUUUCCAACAAAGACGGGGUGGAGGGGCUACCACUUGCUUGGCCAUUCUCAAGCUCCUAUAGUGAGGUUUGGACCCCUCUAGAAGGUGCAUCUCGAAUUGGCCACGCUCUACUAGUUCAGAGACUAGUAAGGGACGGGUAUAAUUCUCCAAUCGCUGUGAGACUAGCAGCAUCUGAAGGACACGGGGACGUUGUUAGGCUUCUACUCAAUAACGGAGUAAAUGUCUCUGAUAUUUCGGAUCACGAAGGCAAACUGCCGCAGCACUUCGCAGCAAAAAUAGGACUAGCAGAGACAGUGAAUAUACUGCUUGACUGGGGUGCGAACAUCGAGGCCAAGGAUAACUAUGAGUGGACAGCACUCCUUUACGCGGCAUCAAGCGGGCAUGAAGCGGUCGUCGGACUGCUGCUUGAUCGGGGUGCGGACAUCGAGGCCAAGACUAGGAAUUGGUGGACAGCACUCCUUUACGCGGCAUCAAGCGGGGAUGAAGCGAUCGUCGGGCUGCUGCUUGAUCGGGGUGCGGACACCGAGGCCAAGGAUAGCAAUGGGUGGACAGCACUCCUUUACGCGGCAUCAAGCGGGCAUGAAGCGGUCGUCGGACUGCUGCUUGAUCGGGGUGCGGACAUCGAGGCCAAGGAUGAAGAUGAGUGGACAGCACUCCAUUGCGCGGCAUUACGCGGGCAUGGAGCGGUCGUCGGACUGCUGCUUGACCGGGGUGCGGACACCGAGGCCAAGAAUAGCAAUGGGUGGACAGCACUCCAUUGCGCGGCAUUACGCGGGCAUGGAGCGGUCGUCGGACUGCUGCUUGAUCGGGGUGCGGACACCGAGGCCAAGGAUAGCAAUGGGUGGACAGCACUCCUUUACGCGGCAUCAAGCGGGGAUGAAGCGAUCGUCGGGCUGCUGCUUGAUCGGGGUGCGGACACCGAGGCCAAGGAUAGCAAUGGGUGGACAGCACUCCUUUACGCGGCAUCACGCGGGCAUGAAGCGAUCGUCGGACUGCUGCUUGAUCGGGGUGCGGACACCGAGGCCAAGGAUAGCAAUGGGUGGACAGCACUCCUUUACGCGGCAUCACGCGGGCAUGAAGCGAUCGUCGGACUGCUGCUUGAUCGGGGUGCGGACACCGAGGCCAAGACUAAGAAUGGGUGGACAGCACUCCUUUACGUGGCAUCACGCGGGCAUGAAGCGAUCGUCGGGCUGCUGCUUGAUCGGGGUGCGGACAUCGAGGCCAAGAAUAGCGAUGGGCGGACAGCACUCCGUAUCGCGAGGGCGAACUGCAGGAAUAAGGUAAUUGACCGACUUCUUGAGGGUGCCAGUAAACCCUCGUCGUAA